Messenger RNA from Lathyrus oleraceus (garden pea), 2223 nucleotides. RefSeq names its product chloroplast envelope membrane protein. The record is from RefSeq and is a predicted model, not a curated record. Gene Ontology annotation, cellular component: membrane. Bases 1528 to 2223 code for a protein of 231 amino acids. The transcript has a single exon. Lineage: Eukaryota; Viridiplantae; Streptophyta; Magnoliopsida; Fabales; Fabaceae.
UACCAAUCUACUUUUACCUCUUAUUAUAGUAUGUGCGUCCGGAGGAGCGCGUAUGCAAGAAGGAAGUUUGAGCUUAAUGCAAAUGGCUAAAAUUUCUUCUGCUUUAUAUAAUUAUCAAAUCAAUCAAAAGUUAUUCUAUGUAGCGAUACUUACAUCUCCGACUACUGGUGGGGUAACAGCUAGUUUUGGGAUGUUGGGGGAUAUCAUUAUUGCCGAACCUAAUGCAACCAUUGCAUUUGCGGGUAAAAGAGUAAUUGAACAAUUGUUGAAUAAGGAAGUGCCUGAAGGUUCCCAAUCGGCUGACCUUUUAUUCGACAGGGGCUUAUUGGAUGCAGUCGUACCACGUCAUCUUUUAAAGGAGUUUUUAACUGAGUUAUUUCAGUUCCAUGGUUUCGUUCCUUUGACUUAAAAUUGGACUGAAAAUGAAAACUAAUGCAGACAUUUAUUUAUGUUUUUCAAAUUUGGUGACGAGAUCCAAUCCGAGUAGAUAAGAGGCUAUGGCUAUGAUACAAAAAUAAAAUUAGAACACACAAGAGUAAAGUAAUAAGAUAAGAAUAAAAAAUAAUAGGUAUAAAGAAAAUAUGAAAUUGAGGUAUCCCAUUUUAUGAUAAACUUACCAUCCCUUUUUGUUCCUUUAGUAGGCCUACUAUUUCCGGCAGUUGCAAUGGCUUCUUUAUUUCUUCAUGUUGAGAAAAGACUUUUAUUUUCCACAAAAAAAAUCAACUAAAUAUAUGAAAAAGAUAACUCAGAAUAUUCGAAGGAUUACUAUAAUAUAUAAUAUAUAUAGUAGUCCAAUUUUUGUACGAUGGGACUGUAGAGGGUAUUAUAGUAACUGUUUUAUCGCUUGUUUUUGCUAGAAAAUUAAUUUGUUGGGCAGAAGGUCUUCCUGCAUAUCGUUUAGAAGACUCAUGGAUUGCCUUUGUAGCAGGGUCCCAAAACAGUUUCACUAUUUUGUGUGGUUCUUUCAAAUUUUUACAUUCAUUUGGGAGGAAGUUUUUCGCUUACAUUCAGAUGAAGUUGUCCAGUGUGCCACGAGAAGAAAGGGUCAGGCUGCUUUUGUAUGCAAUUGUAAAGAUCUUUCUAACGUUAUAUCGAAUGAGAUUUAGUUGUCGUUCCGGCUUUUCUGGAAGAGAUCGUUGUAUUAUUCCCAGAGUUCCUAUGAACGCUAGUCAGUGCCUCAUACAAAAAACUAACCCAGAUAGUAAUGAUGUCCUUGUCCUUUCUAUGAAAACCAGAGAAAGAGAAAAGGGGACCAUUCCCUUGAGUUCUAUUAAUGCUAGUCCUCCACGCAACCGUCUAAAAAAAGUGUGGAGUUGCCCAGAUUAUUGAGUGGACGAAUAGAAAAUGUUCCACCGAAGGACGAAUAAAAAAGCGAGAAUAGUCUAUAAUAUAUCAAUUUAUAUGAAAAAAUGAAAAAUUGAUAUAUUAUAAGCUAAGCUGCUCUAUUACUUGUAUUUACUUGUAAUAGAACUUAUGGAUUAUUAUUAUAUAUACAGUUGAAAAAUAAGAUGAAACUGAGGACGAAAAAUGGCAAAAAAGAAAGCAUUCAUUCCCCUUCUAUGUCUUACAUCUAUAGUCUUUUUGCCCUGGUGCAUCUCUUUUACAUUUAAGAAAAGUCUGGAAUCUUGGAUUACUCAUUGGUACAAUACGAAAGAAUCCGAAAUUUUCUUGAAUACUAUUCAAGAAAAAAGUAUUUUAAAGAAAUUCCUAGAGUUCGAGGAACUGUUCCUCUUGGAUGAAAUGCUAAAGGAAUAUCCGGAAACACGUUUACAAAACCUUCGUAUCGAAAUCUACAAAGAGACCAUCCAAUUGAUCCAGACGAACAACCAAGAUCAUAUCCAUACGAUUUUGCAUUUCUGUACAAAUAUAAUAUGUUUCCUUAUUCUAAGUGUUUAUUCUAUUAGGGGUAAUCAAGAACUCAUUAUUCUUAACUCUUGGGUUCAAGAAUUUCUAUAUAAUUUAAGUGACACAAUCAAAGCUUUUUCUAUUCUUUUCUUAAUUGAGUUCUGUGUAGGAUACCAUUCGACUGGUGGUUGGGAACUAAUGAUUGGGUCUGUGUAUAAAGAUUUUGGAUUUAUUCCGAAUGAUCAUAUUAUAUCUUUUCUUGUUUCUAUUUUGCCAGCCAUUUUAGAUACAAUUUUUAAAUACUGGAUUUUCCGUUAUUUAAAUCGUGUAUCUCCGUCGCUUGUAUUGAUUUAUGAUUCAAUUCCAUUCCAGGAAUGA